Molecule: messenger RNA, 707 nt
Organism: Leptosomus discolor (cuckoo roller)
Lineage: Eukaryota; Metazoa; Chordata; Aves; Leptosomiformes; Leptosomidae
Source: RefSeq, a predicted model, not a curated record
ACUGUUUCUCUCACACGGCGCUAGAAGUUCUAUCAAAAAGGUGUUAUGGGAAACAGAGAUGCAAAGUCAUUGUCACUAGCCAGGAUUUUGGAAGUCCGUGCCUACCUGGAGUGACAAAAUACCUUAACGUCAGCUAUGCAUGUGUUCCUAAAUUUAUCCUCACGGCUGUCAACCCCCUCGUCACCGAUAACAAGUCUUCCAUCAAACAGAACGAUGGUGUCGACCUUGAUCCAAAGGAAUCAAGACUUCCAAAGAAAGAUGGAACUAUUGUUAGCAGCUCUUUGGCUACAUUUGCAUACAUUAGAGAUCACCCUGAAAGAGCCGCUCUCCUCUUUGUGUCCAGUGUCUGUGUGGGAUUAAUCUUCACACUCUGUGCUUUGGUGAUCCGCACGUCGUGCUCGCGUGACUUCCAGAAAUGGCACAGGAAGAAGGAUCAGUUAGUGCCAGAAAGUGACAGAGCGUACGAGAACAGUGAAAAUGAGGAAGAGGAGGAGGAGGAGGAGGAAGAUUCCUCUGAUUCAGACGUCCAGGAUGAGAUAGCGGGACUUUACAGACCUUCUUACUCAGGUUAUAAUUCAACAGAGGCAGCAGAACUGGCUGAAAGGAUAGAGCGCAGGGAGCAGAUCAUACAAGAAAUUUGGAUGAACAGUGGUUUGGAUAUGACACCUCCUAGAAAUAUGAAUAUGUUUUAUAUUAAUGAACAAUAA